AUGAAUGGAAUGCAAGACCUCUAUGGGCAGCCGUACCCGGCGAUGGACCCUUCUGGCAGCUACCCGCAGGACGCAAGCAUAAACAAUCUCGAUGCCGGCGCCGAGACGCUGGAUCAGAUCCUAUCCCAGAACAAUGAAGAGCUCAUGCGUCGACGGAGUGUAUAUAAUCCCAACCAGUUCAACCAACAUGCGCAUCAAAACCGCGGAAGAAGAGCAUCACUGAUGGCCUUCGGUACAACCGACUUGGCCGACUUUCAGUUUGACCCCAAUCCUGCCCCUCCUGAGCUGCAACAAAUGCCAGAUAUCGUGUCGCAUUCGAAAGCGCUGGACCCGCGCCGAGUCCGGUCGAAGGAAGAUCUCGCCCUCAAUACCCAGUUUCGGCAGAUGAAUACGAGCUAUGACCUGAGUCCCAAUGUCACCACUUACUCGCCCGCAAUGAUGGGCCAUUCAAUGGCGGGGGAGCCGAACAACUACAUACCUACUGCCAUGGACAUGUCGAUGGACUUCGAUGCGAUGGCAGGCGAUGCGACGCCAAUGAGUGUUCACCCCGGCAUGCAGCAACCACUUUAUAGCGAAUCUCCCCUGUCGACCGGCUUUCCCGUCCCAUAUGCUCACCCAAAUCACGACCCGGACGGGGACGUCGCGAGCCCUCACACACCCAUAAACAGCACUUCAGCUGGUCAAAUGCCGCAAAACUUCUCAAACAAGAAGACAUCUCUCCGCAGGAAUCCCUCUGCGCCAAUGGCACCCAGCCCACUAUCUAUGGUUGGCGGCUCCGCUGGUCAUUCCGUUAUGCCAUCACCGCUCCACGCGCAGAAUCCUUUAUCACGACGACAGUCGGUGGAAGGGCAAUCACCUUUUACAAAUAAUGGUAUAGGUGAUUUUUCCUUGAACGUACCCGGUACUAACCUCGCGCAGAUAUCGCAACUUCCAACCAUGCAGGGGCCUACCGAUCCUGGUAUAUCUCGUUUCCACAAUGCCUACUCAUCCAGCGGCUUCGACAUGCUUGGUGUUUUGAUGAGGGUCGCAACCCGUAGGAAACCCGAAAUCAACAUAGGCCCAGUAGAUUUGUCGUGCGCAUUCGUGGUCUGUGACAUCGACAAGCACGAUCUUCCCAUUGUGUACUGCUCGGAUAUGUUCGAGCGUCUUACAGGCUACACACGGUAUGAGAUCCUUGGCCGGAAUUGCCGCUUUUUGCAAGCUCCAGAUGGCAAAGUUCAAUCGGGCGUCAAGCGCAAGUAUGUCGACGAUCAAUCCGUGCUCUAUCUGAAGAACCAGAUCAACAAACGUGCCGAGGCACAGCUCAGCCUGAUCAACUACCGGAAGGGUGGCCAGCCGUUCAUGAAUCUAUUGACCAUGAUCCCAAUCGCUUGGGACACGGAGGAGUAUCGCUACUUCGUGGGCUUUCAAGUCGACCUGGUUGAGCAGCCGAACAGCGUAAGUGGCAGAAAUCCAGACGGAACCUACGCGAUCAACUACAAUCGAAGUGCUAUGCCAGCGUAUUCCCUGCCGGUUCCACCAGAUCCAAACUCCGGCUUGACCGACAUGGGCCAGACAAUCCCGAGGGACGAAGUUUCACAGGUGUUGAGCGCCAUCGGGGCCGGUGAGACCGACCAGACACGCAGAAUAUUCGACAAGGUGCUCCUGGAAAACACGGACGAUGUCGUACAUGUUCUUUCACUCAAAGGUCUGUUCUUGUACCUCUCUCCAGCAAGUCGAAAGGUGCUAGAAUACGAUGCGAACGAACUUGUCGGCACACCGCUGUCAUCUGUCUGCCACCCCAGUGACAUCGUCCCUGUUACGCGGGAGCUUAAAGACUCGGCUGGCGGGGCGCCUGUCAAUGUAGUCUAUCGCAUCCGACGCAAACACUCAGGCUAUACCUGGUUUGAAGCUCACGGCUGCCUACAUACCGAGCAAGGCAAAGGUCGUAAGUGCAUGAUUAUGGUUGGCCGCGAGCGUCCUGUCUACGCCAUUGAUAGAAAGGAACUUUCCAACGACGGCGGCGUCGGUGACAGCGAGCUCUGGAGCAAGUUGUCCACCUCUGGAAUGUUCCUGUAUAUUUCCUCCAACUCGCGCGCUAUGCUCGAUCGCCUCCCCGAAGACAUGAUCGGCGUGAGCAUGCAAUCUUUGAUGCGGCCUGAGUCGAAGCGGGAAUUCCUCCGCAUCCUUGAGCGAGCCCGCGUGGGCGAGAAGGGAACCUUCAAGCAUGAUUUGCAGAACCGUCGGGGUCAAGUCCUGCAGGCACAGACCACCAUUUAUCCUGGCGACGCGAAAAAGGGUGCCAAACCUACAUUCGUUCUUGCGCAGACGCGUUUGCUGAAAAUGACGCGAGCUAUGCUUUUGCAGCAGAAGAACAAUAAUCCUACUUCCUCGGUCGCGAGUGAGGGCAGCACGACCCCGAAUCGAAUGUCGGAUGCCGCCGCUGGCUCUGCCGCUGGUUCAACUACGCCUCGAACCGAUCCAGGUGUCAUCACACAGGCAGGGAGUGGCGGCUUGCCACUCGGAAACCAAGACGAAGCACUCGCAAGCGAGGACAACAUAUUUGACGAAUUGAAGACCACCCGGAGCACAUCUUGGCAAUUUGAGUUGCGACAAAUGGAGCGCCAGAACCGCAUGCUGGCUGAGGAACUUCAAGGCCUUGUAAGCCGCCGGAAGAAACGGAAGAGGAGGAAGGGACUGGGUCAGUUAGAGAAGGAUUGCGCCAACUGCCACACCCGGGUCACGCCGGAGUGGCGGCGGGGUCCCAGUGGGCAGAGGGACCUUUGCAAUUCUUGUGGGCUGCGGUGGGCGAAACAGAACGGGCGCGUUUCCCCUAGAAAUAAGACCGGUACCUCAGAAAAGAACUCGACAUCAUCGCCAUAUGUCUCGGGCGAAAAUACAGCACAGGGGAUUGGAGCUGCAUCGACUGAUAAUAACCGCAAGAGCCCCCACUUUGCGAACCAGAUAUCCAACAAGAGUCCUCUCAGUCAAGCGCAAAGUGCUGAAGAGCAGGGCCAACCCGCGCAGAGGGGCACUCUGCCACAAACCAUUGACGAAGGAGAAGAACCGCCGGGAUCACAGGUUUUACCUGCUUGA
Molecule: messenger RNA, 3075 nt
Organism: Cyphellophora europaea CBS 101466
Lineage: Eukaryota; Fungi; Ascomycota; Eurotiomycetes; Chaetothyriales; Cyphellophoraceae
Exons: 4
Coding region: 1-3075 (1024 amino acids)
Biological process (GO): regulation of DNA-templated transcription
Cellular component (GO): nucleus
Molecular function (GO): zinc ion binding; protein binding; sequence-specific DNA binding
Source: RefSeq, a predicted model, not a curated record